Molecule: messenger RNA, 502 nt
Organism: Eurypyga helias (sunbittern)
Lineage: Eukaryota; Metazoa; Chordata; Aves; Eurypygiformes; Eurypygidae
Product: putative E3 ubiquitin-protein ligase UBR7
Exons: 5
Cellular component (GO): cytoplasm
Molecular function (GO): ubiquitin protein ligase activity; zinc ion binding
Source: RefSeq, a predicted model, not a curated record
GAACUUCCGCUGUGACUGUGGAAAUAGCAAGUUCAAAAAUCUGCAGUGCAAGUUAUUCCCAGAAAAAGGCAAGGUGAAUCCAGGAAAUAAGUAUAAUGACAAUUUCUACGGAUUAUACUGUACUUGUAAAAGACCUUAUCCAGAUCCUGAAGAUGAGAUUCCAGAUGAGAUGAUCCAGUGCAUCGUUUGUGAAGACUGGUUCCAUGGAAGGCAUCUUGGCGCAGUGCCUCCCGAUAGUGGAGACUUCCAUGAAAUGGUAUGCCAAGCCUGCAUGAAUCGCUGCCAUUUCCUGUGGGCCUACGUGUCACAGCUAGCAGUUCCUGCUCUGACCAAAGUGAACUCCCUUGAAGAUGAAGGGAUUGUCCUGAAGGCUGAGGAAAGUGAAGAGCAGAAAAAAGAAAUAAAAAAAGAAAGUGGAGCGGAACACCAAGAAGUGAAGGAGGAAAAGCAAGGGGAACCGUUCAGUGAACCAUCCACUAGCUCUGGGUCUGCCUGUCCUGAG